AUGGGAUUUGGUAGAGACAAAGUUACGGGGAGCUUUAAAGUAAUCAAAAUGUGCAUUUGCCCUAUGGAGGGAGGAUGCGAUGUUCUUGAUGUUGAAAGUGGUGAAUGGACGAACCUGAGGCUUUAUCCUUAUGUGGUCGGAGUGUCAAGAAAAUCCGUGUGUGUGUCUGGUUCCAUCUAUUGGUUGUCCUGUGCAUCGUAUAAAAUUGGAGGGGGUUCCAAAAUCCUAGCCUUGGAUCUUCACACACAAGAGUCCCAUUUCGUCUCUGUUCCGGAUAAGUGGGUCUCACGAUAUACACAUAUGGCCAACCUUGAGGACCGUCUGACCAUAGCCACUACGCGUGCUGCUACCACACUAGAGAUAUGUAGCAUGGAUGCAAACCAAGAAAUAUGGAGCAAGACUUACUCCAUAGCUCUAGCUGCUCUAGAUGAUUUAAACCUAGGACACUCAAGGUGCUUAAUGUCGUUCACGCCUCUGGCUGUUUCCAAGCAGGGGAAUCUUCUCUUCUAUAACAAUGACCAGUGGUUGUUCAUAUAUUACCCAGAGACACAUGAGAUUCGUUGUCUCUCCUCCGAUACAUCUGUUGUAUCUUCUUACGUCGAGAAUUUGGUCCCUCUUCGGUCUGAGUUUGGACAUCAGCCGCCUGAUCCAGAUUCUAAUAAAAUCAGCACGUCUAGCUGCAGUUUUCUUACCAAGCAUCCGGACCCAAGAACUUCUGUUUACCACUCUAACUAUAGUUUAAAGUUGUCUAACAUUUGCUUAUGGUAG
Molecule: messenger RNA, 768 nt
Organism: Camelina sativa (false flax)
Lineage: Eukaryota; Viridiplantae; Streptophyta; Magnoliopsida; Brassicales; Brassicaceae
Product: F-box/LRR-repeat protein At2g43260-like
Molecular function (GO): protein binding
Source: RefSeq, a predicted model, not a curated record